This is a messenger RNA of Trichoplusia ni (cabbage looper), 2159 nucleotides long. RefSeq names its product ras-related protein Rab-14 (gene Rab14). The record is from RefSeq and is a predicted model, not a curated record. Gene Ontology annotation, biological process: endocytic recycling; phagosome maturation; Golgi to endosome transport. Bases 166 to 807 code for a protein of 213 amino acids. The transcript has 5 exons. NCBI's taxonomy places the organism in Eukaryota, Metazoa, Arthropoda, Insecta, Lepidoptera, Noctuidae. Gene Ontology annotation, cellular component: Golgi apparatus; recycling endosome; phagocytic vesicle. Gene Ontology annotation, molecular function: GTPase activity; GTP binding.
AGAAGGAAGUCUUAGCGUAGGAAGCAUAGCGUAAAAAGAUUAGGAAAGCAUUUACGUUUCGUUGAGGUUUUUAUUAAAGUAAGAUAAAGUAGUGCACUCGUUUUAAUAUUAAAUGUUAUUAUAGUGACUAUUAUACGCCUAUCAUUCUUCUAAACCACAAUCAAGAUGACAUCAGGACCUUACAACUACUCCUACAUAUUUAAGUAUAUUAUAAUUGGAGAUAUGGGUGUUGGCAAAUCAUGCCUAUUGCACCAGUUUACAGACAAGAAGUUUAUGGCAGAUUGUCCUCACACAAUAGGAGUGGAAUUUGGCACUCGCAUUAUUGAAGUUGCAGGACAAAAAAUAAAGCUGCAAAUCUGGGAUACAGCAGGACAGGAAAGGUUUAGAGCUGUCACACGUUCAUACUAUAGAGGUGCUGCUGGGGCACUUAUGGUAUAUGACAUAACAAGAAGAUCUACAUAUAAUCAUCUGAGUAGCUGGUUAACUGACACACGUAAUUUGACUAACCCCAGUACUGUGAUAUUCUUAAUUGGUAACAAAUCAGAUUUAGAUGGGCAAAGAGAUGUGACAUACGAAGAAGCAAAACAGUUUGCUGAUGAAAAUGGACUAAUGUUUGUUGAAGCUAGUGCUAAAACAGGUCAGAAUGUGGAGGAAGCCUUUCUUGAGACUGCUAAGAAGAUAUAUCAGAGCAUCCAAGAUGGGCGACUGGACCUGAAUGCGGCGGAAUCGGGUGUGCAGCACAAGCCGGCGUCGCCGGGCCGCCCGCUGCCCGCGCCGCCUGCUGCGCGCGACAACUGUGCCUGCUAACUGAUCUCGCAGAUAUCACAUACAUGGAAAUCAUACUUAAUGGUUCAAAAUUAUUAUCUUAGUAAUAAACACAAUUGUCAUCAAAUUUGUUUGUUUUGACAUGUUUAUAUUAGUGUACAUUCCACUUUAUAUUUGUUUUGAGAAUGUAUAUUUUAACUGGGCUGACCUGAAAAUGUAAUUAGAAAUUUUGCAAUUUCUAGAUCUGUUUGACAAAUAUUUUCUGCGGAAAUAUUUUUGAAGAAUUUAGCUUCAACCAUAUUGUAAAUGUAUUAUUUAUCUACCUACAUGAGUGUAUUUUUGUAUAGGUAUAAAUAGGUUUGGUCUCUUUUAAUAGAUCAAUUAAACUUUGUUUUUUUAAUCAGUAGUGAAAACGUUAAUAAUUGAUUAUAAUGUAGUAGUUACAGUUUUAAAUUAUUUCAGAUUUUAUUUAUUAGCGGGAGCAGUAUGUGUAUUUUAGUUUAUAAGCACUUAUACAUUGCAUUGACCGUGGUGGUAACAUAGAACUACACGGUAGUUAUUUUUAAAGAAAAUACGUUUCUUAUAACUGUUGUGUGCAUUUUCAAAGCUUUAGCUCUUUUUGUCAUUCCUUCCUACGAUUAUUCUGAGAAGUAAUUUUAGUAAUAUUAUCAAAGCAAAAAUCUGUAAGUCCGUACAUUUAAUAACAAUAAUAAAAUCAGAAUUUGCUUCCAGACUUUAUAAUGUUACCACAAACAAAAGUUAUGUAAUAUAUUUAAGGACUUUAUUUAAUUAUAUUUGUGAACAACAAACAAUUAUAACCUUUAUCGAUAGCGACGUGCGAUCUGUGCAUGUCUCAUUUCCGAAACCAUUAUUUUCUUUCUAUAAAUAAUCACGAGUGUCAUUAUCACGUAAGGUAUGUAAAUAUAAAUAUAUAUCAUAUACUAAGAGGUUUAUACAUUUUAGUUUGUAUGAAUAUGUUCGAAAUAGUCGAGUUUGCCGCUUUAUUCAUUAAUUUGAGGAUAUUUUCCAAAUAAACAAACUAGGUUCACUUUACUGCGUGUAACGUGUUGUGUGUCCAGCUAUGAGUACACUACAGCGUUUCCCUGUAUCUGGGAGGAACGCUUCUGCGUGUAAAUCAAGAUUAUGGCUCCGACAUGAUUUAGCGACGAAAAAUGCGAAUCCAAUUGUGACCCAAUAUCUAUGAAAUAAAUAACAAUAAAAUGUUUAUUUAAAUUUCAUAAAAAAAUACCAAUCGCGCUUGCAAAGAUAGCUUAUCUGUGUCACCAUAAUAUAUUUAUCUGAUAGAGAGAGUUUGAGAACUAACAAGUGAUAAUGAUACUUUGACUGUUGAAAAUCUAUUAAAUCGAAAUAAAUUGAUUACAUCAGCCUAAUCC